Messenger RNA from Puccinia triticina, 933 nucleotides. RefSeq lists its product as uncharacterized. The coding region runs from base 1 to 933 and encodes 310 amino acids. The record is from RefSeq and is a predicted model, not a curated record. NCBI's taxonomy places the organism in Eukaryota, Fungi, Basidiomycota, Pucciniomycetes, Pucciniales, Pucciniaceae. The transcript has 3 exons.
AUGGAAAACGUUCGACCAGAUUCUCGAAAGCCGGACCCUGCUAUGCCCCCUUCUGACUCGCCUGUGGGGAUAGUCAGCUUGCCGCUUCACGAGCUCAACAAUCAAGGUGAAGCUCCUGGCCCGAUGUCCGUCCUCGAAUGGAGAAGAGCUGUUUGGUUCGAAGUUCAAUCGAUCCAGGACCACCCCAUUACCCAGGCUCCAUGUCGAAGAACUCCAAGCAGAGUAUCAAGACAUACUAGCACAAACUCCGACAGUGAAGAUCUAACUGAUAAACCGAACAUCGGUCGACCCUCAAGACCAAGCUCACGACAUCGUAAAAGGCUGACGACGAUGCCUCUCAUAGACCUCUCUCAGCCCACAGAUGCCGAUGGACGCCCCAUCCAAUUCGAAGGCGGUCGGGCCCAGUUGGUCAGUCAGUCCAACAAGCCCAAGAAACGGAUGAUGGCUGCUCCGGCGGACAUCGAGCAACGGCACCGUGAGGCGAUGCGUCGCUUACAAGCUGAGGCCACCGAGCAUCUGAUCUUUGCGGAGUGGGAGGCGGCCCAUCAACGCAACAACAAUACUCCUCAGUGCGACCAAAUUAAUCUUCAUCGCGCGCCCAGCCGACGAGCACCCUUUCAGAAAUUAUCCGAUUUCGCUCGCAAAUCCGUUUCCAACCUCUCACUGAGAACUACCAUCAUCGAAUCCCCUUCAAGAACCGUCGCAUCUCGGUCAAACACCAUCGAUAGAUCUAGAUCGAGCGCCCCAAAAACGCCUGAAGGCAGCAGGAAAAACUCCACUCGAUUCACUCAGAUGAUCAAGAAAUUCGGAUCCAUAAGACGUUCGCCGAGCACACCCAAGAUGUUUUCUGCGAACUCCGAGGCGAGCAUGAGCAGGAAAUCCUUACUUUCCUCUUUCCGGUUUUCUGCUAGUACCUCAGCCUUCCACUCAUAA